AUGGCCGCCUCACUCCUUACUGUUGGCCCCAGGGCUGCCGAUGUGUUGUAUCCCUUUGCAAGUCCUCAGAUCAAGAUCGAACUCGCUCGUGAGACCAGCAAUGUGACCAGGGCCUACACCACCGGAGACCUCAUCGAAGGAACGGUCACCAUCACCGCGAACCAUCUGAUUAGCUUUGAUCAAAUUGACAUCCAACUGGAGGGAUCCCAAACCGUUUUUGUGGAACAUGGCGCGAUGCCUGGCGGCACAGGAGCAACCCAAACAUUCCUGAGACUACGCCAACCCAUCGAGGAGUCCUGCUAUCCCAUGCCGCGCGUCAUCGAGCCUGGCCACAGCUACCAGUUUCCCUUUACGUUUGUCGUUCCUCAGCGUCUUUUACCGCACAUCUGCAGCCACUCCAAGUCCAACGUCCACAUCCAACGCUCCCACACCCUUUUGUUACCAAGCCUGGGCGACCCCGUCCUCUGCAGAGAUGGAACGUCGGCAUUGGACGACAUGUCGCCUGACAUGACGCGUGUUACAUACCACAUCCGGGCCGAGGUGGUACAAAAACCCGUCGUUGGCCCCGCAAAAUCCCUGAAGUUAGCCAAGAAGAAGAUUCGCAUUGUCCCAGCAGUCGAGGAGGAGCCUCCCCUGACCGUUCCCGACUGCGACCCGAUCUACCGCAUGCGAAGGGAAAAGGAUGUCAGGCGCGGAACUCUGCGCCCGCGGCAGGGACGCCUCGUUGCAGCCGCCUCCCAGCCCAAGCCAUUGCAGCUGAGCUCUUCUCCGAGCAAGCACUCUGAGUCGGUGAGCACGGCUGCUACCAUUCAUCUGCGCUUCGACCCCGUGGGGAAUGAAGAACCGCCCAGUUUGGGGACUGUCUGGAGCAAGCUGCGUGUUGCGACCUAUUAUUCCGUACACCCUUGGGGGGAUUAUCCGACCAUUUCGGGUCUUUCUGCUGUGGACAUGUCGGGACGGGGGGUAUACCAGGAACUACUACCGUUGUCGACCAUGUGUGUGGCCUCUGCGCAGUGGACUAAGCACGGCAUGGAUCCCCUUGUCCGUCGAGAUUCGUUUCACUCAACAUCUUCCGCCGAGUCUAUUACUGGCCCGUCGGCCUCGUUCUCUGGAGAUGUUUAUUAUACCGCCUCAUUAGUUGUUCCGGUUUCUCUCCCAACAAGCAGAGCGUUUGUCCCGACCUUCCAUUCGUGCCUCGUUUCUCGCAUUUAUAUCCUCGAACUUUGCGUCUCUUAUCACACCCCGAAUAUGAACCUCCUCACGCCGACUGUGACCUUGAAGGUCCCUAUCCAGCUGACCUCUGGUCAGUCAGGGAUAGUUUCGAUGACGUCAUCUGAAGAUAUCACGCAGGAGGAAGUCGACGCUGAGUUCUUCAGCCCGCGCAGUGUUGCUCCUCAAUUAGUGGACUCGGCAGUUGCUCCGCCUGAGUAUUCAGAUUAUACGUCGCCGUCGCUCAGCGCAAGACCUCAGGAGGUGCGAUGUUCUUGA
Aspergillus mulundensis is the source of this 1488-nucleotide messenger RNA. Its product is annotated as arrestin (or S-antigen), N-terminal domain protein. NCBI's taxonomy places the organism in Eukaryota, Fungi, Ascomycota, Eurotiomycetes, Eurotiales, Aspergillaceae. The coding region runs from base 1 to 1488 and encodes 495 amino acids. The transcript has 2 exons. The record is from RefSeq and is a predicted model, not a curated record.